Populus trichocarpa (black cottonwood) is the source of this 2355-nucleotide messenger RNA. Its product is annotated as pentatricopeptide repeat-containing protein At3g09040, mitochondrial. Bases 45 to 2144 code for a protein of 699 amino acids. Gene Ontology annotation, biological process: RNA modification. Lineage: Eukaryota; Viridiplantae; Streptophyta; Magnoliopsida; Malpighiales; Salicaceae. The record is from RefSeq and is a predicted model, not a curated record. Gene Ontology annotation, molecular function: protein binding; RNA binding. The transcript has a single exon.
CCAAGUCCUAUCUAACUUCUAAAGAGGCACGCACAUGCUCGAGCAUGCAAAUGAAAUCCACCAAUUCCAAAUUAAGACUGCAUCUUGUCCGUACAGUAACAACCUUAACAGAAAAAAUACACCGACCAGUGCUGUCAUCGGCGGCGGCGGCGGCGACGACAACCUCAUCAUCAUCACUGGUCUUAGAAUCUUACCUCCAACCUCACAUAAACGACACCAUUUACGCCAAAAACAGAACACUUGACAGCUACAUAAAAUCAGGGAACGUUACCCUUGCUCAAAAACUAUUCGAUGAAAUGUCCAUGUGUGAUGUUGUUACAUAUAACUUGAUGGUUUCCGGGCUUGGAAAAUACGGAAUACCAAAACAAGCUCUUUACUAUUACUAUGAAAUGGUUUCCUUAGGAAUUAAAGAAAGCCCAUCAACUUUUUCUUCUGUUUUAAGUAUAUGCAGCAGCCAAGAUGGGUUUUUAAGACAAGGAAUUCAAGUUCAUUGCAGGAUUAUUAAACUUGGGUGUGGCUCCAAUUUGUUCAUUAGAACUUCACUUGUUGGUUUUUAUAUGCAGAUGGGAUGUUUUGAUUUGGGUUUUAGUUUGUUUGAUGAAAUGCCUGAGAGAAAUUUGGCUACUUGGAAUUUGGUUUUACGCGGUUUCUGUGAACUGGGUCGGUUCCAUGAAUUAUUAAGAGUGUAUCAUGAGAUGAAAUUGGAUGGUGUACAUCCGAAUGGACUUAGUUUUUGUUAUUUGAUUCGAGGGUGCCGUAAUGAAAAGUUUUUUUAUGAAGGGAAGCAGCUGCAUUGUCAUAUUAUUAAAGUUGGAUGGGCGAGAUCAAAUAUUUUUGUUGCUAAUGCUUUAGUGGAUUUUUAUUCUGCUUGUAAGAGUUUGAAUGAUGCAAGGAAAUCAUUUGAGUCCAUUAAGGUGGAGGAUGUCAUUUCGUGGAAUUCAAUAGUGUCAGUUUAUGCUGAUUGUGGCUUAUUAUUUGAAGCUGUUGAGUUGUUUUAUUUGAUGCAGUUUUGGGGAAAGCCAUCAAUUCGUUCAUUUGUUGCACUAUUGCAUUUGUCAAGCUUGAAUGGUAAUAUUUUGUUUGGGAAGCAGAUUCAUUGUUGUGUCUUGAAGAUGGGUUUUGACAUUGGAAGUUUUCAUGUACAAUCUGCGUUGAUUGACAUGUAUGGGAAAUGCAGGUACAUUGAGAGUUCAGUGUCCGCUUUUGAAAGUGUUCCCAAGAAAACUACACAGAUUUGCAAUUCUUUAAUGACCUCUUUGCUGCACUGUGGUAUUGUUUAUGAUGUAGUUGAGAUGUAUGGUUUGAUGGUUGAUGAAGGAAUUGGACUUGAUGAGGUUACAUUUUCCACAACACUGAAAGCAUUAUCAGUUUCUGAAUUUGCAAGUAUGGACAGCUGCAGAUUGGUGCACUGUUGUGCAAUGAAAUUAGGUUUCGGAUCCGAUAUUGCAGUUUCAUGUUCGUUGAUUGAUGCAUAUUCAAGGUGUGGUCAUGUUCAACUUUCAAAAAAGGUUUUUGAACAACUUCCUUCACCAAAUGUAAUCUGUUUUACGUCAAUUAUCAAUGGGCUUGCACAGAAUGGGUUGGGGAGAGAAUGCCUUCAGACAUUUGAAGCAAUGAUCCGAAAGGGUUUGGAACCUGAUAAAGUGACAUUCUUGUGUGUUUUAACUGGAUGCAGUCAUUCUGGGUUGUUUGAAGAAGGAAGAUUGAUUUUUUAUUCAAUGAAAGCCCAGUAUGGGAUCUGUCCAGCAAAGGAACAUUUUUCCUGUAUGGUUGAUAUCUUGGGGCGUGCAGGUUUGCUUGAUGAAGCUGAAGAGUUGACGCAAAAGGCACCUGGAAGAGGUGAUUGUGUGAUGUGGACCUCAUUACUGCGAAGCUGUAGGAUCUAUAGGAAUGAAAUUGUAGGAAGAAGAGCAGCGAAGGCAUUGUUAGAGCUUGACCCAGAAGAUUUUUCAGUGUAUUUGCAAGUAUCAAACUUCUAUUCUGACAUUGGGGAAUACGAAUCCUCAAUGCACAUUAGAGAGCUCGCUAUAGCAAGAAAGUUGACAAGGGAGAUUGGUCGCAGUUUUAUUGAGGUGAACAAUCCCCAUAUAGAUUGGAGCUCUGUCCAAAAUAAGAAAACUGAAGACAUCAGGCAUCGCCUCUGACAGUAGACAGAAAUUGAACUUUCUUUUCACAAAAUCCCUUCUUGUCAAGUGUACACUACAUAAAAUAUCUAUGUAAAGUUUUCUUUUGCUUGAAGCGUUUAAUGUGCAUGUAGUGGGAAGUCACCAUAAGCUUUUUGGCUGCCCUGUUUGGUCCAACAAAACAGUCGAUUUCUUCAUAGCUUAAAGUAUUUUGCAUUGUUUCUCUGCCUCA